Molecule: messenger RNA, 1088 nt
Organism: Telopea speciosissima
Lineage: Eukaryota; Viridiplantae; Streptophyta; Magnoliopsida; Proteales; Proteaceae
Product: heterogeneous nuclear ribonucleoprotein F-like
Exons: 2
Coding region: 94-867 (257 amino acids)
Cellular component (GO): ribonucleoprotein complex
Molecular function (GO): RNA binding
Source: RefSeq, a predicted model, not a curated record
UCAUCGAUUCAGGGAGAGCGAGACAGAGAGAGAGAGAGAGACCAAGAGCGAGGGCCAAAACUCAAAAGGGGGAUCGGGGACCGUUGAGGGAAAAUGUUCUACAGAGGGAAAUACGUGGAUGGUGGCGAUGGGCGGGAAAUGGGUCCAAAACGGCAGCGGAUACUUGAUCAGCCUCAAUCAUUUUAUGGGGCUUCUGGGAGUUCGAGUUUUAUGUAUAACGCUUCUCCGUAUGCUUACAUUGGUCAGCCUCCACCGUUCCCAGUUGUUCGACUCCGAGGGCUACCCUUUGAUUGCACAGAAGCUGAUGUGACUGAGUUCUUCAACGGUCUAGACCUUGUUGAUGUUCUAUUCGUCCACAAAAAUGGCAGGUUCAGUGGGGAAGCCUUUGUUGUUUUGGGUUUCCCUGUUCAAGUUGAUUUUGCAAUUCAGAGGAACAGACAGAACAUGGGUAGGAGAUACAUUGAAGUUUUCAGGAGUAAGAGACAAGAAUAUUACAAGGCCAUAGCAAAUGAAGUUUCAGAUGCUCGUGGUGGUUCACCCCGUCGGAGUGCUCGGGCAAGAUCACUUGAUGAUGGGAACGAGUCGGCCCAACAUACUGGAGUCUUGCGAUUGAGAGGAUUGCCAUUUUCAGCUGGGAAAGAUGAUAUUAUGGAUUUCUUUAAAGAUUUCAUGCUUUCAGAGGAUUCUAUUCAUAUCACACUCAAUAUGGAUGGGAGGCCCACAGGUGAAGCAUUUGUUGAAUUCGCGAGUCCAGAUGAUUCAAAAGCUGCGAUGGCGAAAGAUAGGAUGACCCUCGGGAGUCGUUAUAUAGAGCUGUUCCCUUCAUCACAAGAGGACUUAGAUGAAGCAGUUUCAAGGGGACGGUGAUGAAUUCCUGUAGCAGCUGUGUAGAUUUUACAAUUUCUGAAUUUUUAACAGUGUUUUUUUUAUAAUUAUUUUUACUCUGCUAGUUUUAUUUAGUUAGAACUAAAUCACUAAUAAGCCUCUCAUCAGUAGUUGUCAUUGUUGAAUUUUUAACAUUUAAAAGCAGGACGAAAGAAACUUCUCUCUGCAGGAAAGCGUAGAUUAUAUUUUUGUAGUUUCGUUCA